Molecule: messenger RNA, 5733 nt
Organism: Pimephales promelas (fathead minnow)
Lineage: Eukaryota; Metazoa; Chordata; Actinopteri; Cypriniformes; Leuciscidae
Source: RefSeq, a predicted model, not a curated record
GAAGAGAAAAGUUUAAGAGCACCUGAACCAGGAAUGAGCAGCAUCUCGCCUUUUCAUCGCGCACAAUAGACAGAGACAGUUUUAUAGAUAACAAAGACUGAGAAAUUAACCCAAUUAUGAAGUGACAAACAUUUUUUUUGCCACUAUGGGUCAGCAUUAUUUACUUCAGGCCAGUGUCUUACUUGCAACUGUCUUGUUUGCUGUGCUCGUCUCGAUCCCUCAUGUUUACUCUGACUGUUCACUGUGCCUAUACAAGAUAAACCCCACAUCAUCAGAAAUCACAAUGUUUGUAGGAGACAGGUCAUUUUGUAGUGUGCAGAACGCCAACUAUACAAACACUUCGAAUAGCAUCAUAGUGACUGGUCUGCAGCCUGGAAACACAUAUUUCCUUAAAAUCAACUGCUCAGAUGUGUGCUGUGGAAACUUCUCCACCAAUGCCUCCAUCACGCAGCUCAACUCCACCACAAUACAUCUGAUUCUGAAUGAGACGGGCCAGUUAUCAUUGACCAAUCGGUCUUUUACUCUACGCCCCGACCCUGUUAGUAACGUGUCUGUGUACGCCAUCACAGUGAGCUCAGUGAACCUGAGUUGGAUACUUCUAAAUGGCAUUAGCCCGUAUUAUAGAGUAGCUUGGGAUUCAAACCUGCUCACUACUAACCAAACCUCCAUGCAAAUCUUACAUCUUGCACCCGGCACCAAAUACACCUUCAAGGUCACCUCGGUGGCUUCUGAUAACAGCACUACGGGACAGGCUACUGAGAUAUCUCAAAACACAAGUCCAGCACAAGUAGAGAAUAUCACUGUGCUGAAUUCCAGUAACAGCAGUUUGACCGUGGGUUGGGCAGCUCCUCCCGGUCGUGUGGACUUGUAUGAAGUGAGGGUGUCUGAGCUGAUGAACACCACUGCUGUCACCAACUUCACAAUCGGUAACCUCAUGGCAGGACGUGUUUACAACAUCACUGUCACCUCCGUCAGUGGAGUCCUGAAGAACACCUCUAACAUAUUGCAGGCUGCCACUAAGCCUAACCCGCCAGAAGCUCUUGCCGUGAGUGGUCAGACUAAUGUGUCUAUUUCCUUGCUGUGGUCGAAACCCUUAUCAAUGGAUGGAUUGACUGUGUCCUAUAAAGUGUUGUAUAGAUCCAAUACUUCAGUGGUCAACCUGACUUCGAUUCAAACCACCUCUUUAAACACGACGCUCACAAAUUUAUUAUCGGGUAGUCAGUAUGACAUCACUGCUGUCACCAUAGGAGUAAAAGAUCUCUGGAGCUCUUCUGUAAAUCUCAUCGCAUACACAGUUCCUAAUACAGUGCAAAAUCUGGUGGUUUCCGCUGUCAACACCAAUUCAGUCAAUCUGACGUGGCUUCCCCCUAACGGGAACUUCAACCUGUUCUCCUAUAGUAUUAGCAUCUCUUCACCCAAUCAGACUCUCAAAACCACAUCCAACAAUUAUCAGAUUACUCAGUUGCAGCCUGGGACUCAGUAUAAUUGCAGCAUCAGAACACUCAUAAUAGCUGCCAACAUAUCUGGACCCUCACAGUUCAUACAGUGUAAUACCAAUCCUACUUCUGUAAGUGAUUUGAGAGUGAAUGGAUAUACUGAGACCAGUAUAACUCUGAGCUGGAAGCAGCAUGAUGUUCAGCAAUCCGGUUACUCCUACCUGCUCACCUUCACACACCCCAAUGGCACAUUUGACCAGAAGACUGUGAGUAACACCACAGUGCAGCUACUGUCACUGCAGUCGGCUAGUCAAUACAACAUCAGCAUUAUCACUCAGACGGCAGAUGGCACCAAGUCUGUUCCCCAGUUUAUAACAGCCUGCAGUAAGCCAUUUCCGGUUACCAUUGUGAGCUACAAGGUCCUGAAUGUUUCUGCCGUGUGGCUGAACUGGUCCCAUCCUCAGGAGUACCGCGAUGGGUUUUCCUACCAAGUAUUAGUGUCCAACUGCACAGAAAACCAUAGGAACUUGUCUACCACCUCACCCAAUAUCACCGUACAAGACUUGCAGCCUGGCACCAUGUGUCAGUUCAGUCUAUAUAGUUUGGCCUGCGGCAUUCUGGGAGAACCAAAAAACAUCUUUGUCCUGACGAAGCCCUCUACAGUGAUUCCCAAACUAUAUAAUGAAGGCUCUAAUCACUCAGUCUUGGUGACGUGGGAUCAUCCUGUUGGUGGCCUGGACCAGUAUAUUCUGAACAUCAGCAGUAAUGGAUGGAGCAGCUCUAUAGUUCUCAAUAGCAAUGAACACAAUCACACCUUCACUCAACUAAAAGCAGCAACUGUAUUCAUAGUCACACUCAUGACGGUCAAAGCAGCCUUCCAGGAAACAUCGCUUCCAGUAGCAAUGGCAACUUAUCCAAACAGACCGGGAGAGAUUAAACAUUUGUUUAAGAGCAAUCAUUCUUUGUUGCUUCAGUGGGCUGAAGCUCAGGAUAUGACAGUUGGCAGCUUCACCUACAACCUAACCUACUGGUCCAGCUAUAACAACAGCUAUUUCACUCUCACUCCUAAUUACACUUUCCUUUUGGAUGGCUUGCAAUCUGGAACAUUCUAUACCGUUUCUGUGACUACUGUAGGACCAAUGAAUUUCAGCAGUGAAUCUGUCAGCUACAAUGUAACCACCAUGCCUAAUCCUGUUCAAUACCUACAAGUUAAUUCCACAAAAACAAAUGCCAUCUCUCUAGUUUGGGAAAGAGUGGAAGGGGUCCCGAAUUAUGUAGUGAGAGUGCAUUGUAACAAGGUAGAGAGUUACACAACCCCGUCAAACAGCAUGACUAUAGACCAUCUGAUGCCUUCAACACACUAUAACAUCAGUGUCCAGAGCAGCACUUCUGACAAGACGGAGGGAGAAGCCGUGUGGCUGCAAGCAUGCACGGAUGCAGCACCAGUGGACAAUGUGACCUGUACAGGUCCUAAUUUAACCUUACCAAUGCUCGCCCUCUCAUGGAGCCGUCCUGCCGGUGAAAGCCUGGGCUUUGAAAUCAAGCUGGUUUCUAAAGAGUUAGAGAACAAUCUAACUACAACUACAACCAAUCUAAACUACAACUUCACUGGACUCAAACAGUACAACAAACAGUACAGUGCCAUGCUCUGGACACUCGGCUGUGGGAAGAAUAGCGCAGUGAAGGAGAUCUCCUGUAUGACCGGCUUCACAAGACCUGUUGUACCUAAAGUGACAGCAGUGAGUGUCUCUGAGCUACAAUAUAACAAGUUUACUUUGAAUCUUCAUCAAGAUAUCUUUAAUGACACGAAUGGUUCUGUGUCCCAUUAUGGUGUGCUUGUCUCCUCCGGCACAGAUGCCUGCUGGGUAAAGACUGAGAAGUUGGAUCAAUGCCAGUUUAACACCUAUGAGGACUGGAAAGCAAAGCGGUGCAACACAUUUCUGGCUGUUGUCAAAAAAACAACAGAGUCUAAAAGUAUGCAGGACCAAACAAUCAUCAUUGGAGAUGAAACUAUGUGGAAUAGUUACAAAAAUGGAGAACUAAAUGCCAAAGGCAUUUACAGUGUUGCUGUCAUCGUUUUCACACAUUUGGAGUUAAAUAACAGUUUAGUGGAUGUGUCUAAUUCAUUCUACUCCAUAUCUGAGUUUAGUCCCAUCACUCUGCCAGAGAACCCAGUGGUAAUUGUAGGAGCAGCUGCAGGAACUGGUGGUGCUGCUGUUGUUCUUGUAAUCAUCAUUGUGGUUGUGGUUUGUAGACGGAAGCAAAGAAAAGAUGAUUCCAUUAGUGUUCCCAUCCACUCUAUAAGAAACAAAGUGAGUGAUCCAAUAAAGGUGGAGGAUUAUGAGGCUUAUUACAAGAAGCAAAGGGCUGAUUCCUUCUGUGGAUUUGCUGAAGAAUUUGAGGAUCUAAGGCCGGUUGGGAUAAAUCAGUUGAAGACUGUUGCUCUGGCCCCUGAAAACAAAGCCAAGAAUCGUUAUAACAAUGUGCUGCCAUAUGAUUCAUCUCGUGUCAAGCUCUCCGUGCUUGGCAACUCAUUUGAUGACUACAUCAAUGCCAGCUACAUGCCGGGCUACACAUCAAAGAAAGAGUUUAUCGCAGCCCAAGGGCCACUGCCCUGCACUGUCAAUGACUUUUGGAGGCUGAUUUGGGAGAAAAAUGUGCAAACCAUUGUCAUGCUCACCAAAUGCAACGAGCAGGGAAGGGUAAAAUGUGAGGAAUACUGGCCAGCAGAUAUAAAACAUUUUAACAAUCUGACAGUGAUGACUACUUCUGAGAUUUCAUUGGAGGACUGGACUUUACGGGACUUUGAAGUGAAAAAUGUGAAAACAGCAGAGUCUCGAUCAGUUCGUCACUUCCAUUUCACUGCAUGGCCAGACCAUGGAGUUCCUGAGACCACUGAGCUUCUCAUCAACUUCAGACACCUGGUCCGAGAACACAUGGACCAGUACUCGAGACAUUCACCCACACUUGUGCACUGCAGUGCCGGUGUGGGCCGGACGGGAACCUUCAUCGCCAUUGAUCGGUUAAUCUUUCAGAUUGAGCGGGAUGGUGUAGUGGAUGUAUAUGGGAUCAUCCACGAUUUACGCAUGCACAGACCACUCAUGGUGCAAACUGAGGAUCAAUAUGUGUUUCUUAACCAGUGCUCCAUGGACAUCAUCAAGUCUCGGACUGGAAACAAUGUAGAUUUGAUCUACCAAAACACAGCUGCACUCUCCAUUUAUGAGAACUUUGAGCCCUUGAAAAAACCCAAAAAUGGCUACCAUAAGGCUUGACCGUCUACCUUGAACAGUUCGCUGCACUGCUGUAAAUGAAACGUUUUUCUUUCAUUUUUUAAGUUGUUUUAUUUAAAGAGGAAAAAACAAAUAUAUUUAUUAAAAAGUUUGUUUAUAAAGGUAUAUAUUAUACUCAGAAAUAUAUAUAUAUGUUUUUAUUAAAUGCAGAAAUGUAGCGGCAGGGAUGUUUUGUAAGAGUUUUCAUAAAAUAAAGUUCAAUUCCGUAAUAUGGCAUCAUAAAAAUGGCAUUUCCUCAGACAAUAUGUGAAAAGAAGAUGAGCACGAAUAGAAAUAUAGAAUGUACACAUCACAUAGGACUUCAUCAUUAGACAGUAACAGUGUAUUUCUACUUCACUGCAGCUGUAGUAAAGACAGGAUGGGUUUUCAAAACCUUUCUUCUGUGAUAGCAGCUAAGCUUGGUAUUAGACAGUAGGCUGGUAAAUAGUUUACAAUGUGCUGUGACUUCAUUGAGGUAUGCUGAAGGUUGUAUCUGAGCUAUUGUGCCAGUAUGCUGUUCUUUGGUUUGUGGCUUCAAUAUAUCUAUGAUUUCUGGAUUUGACAGGCCAAAAGUUGACCUUAUUGGACCAAAAGGACAAUACGUUAGCAAUGAACAGUGGAAAUCUCUUUGGUUUGUUUCUGGAAUUGCUUAUUCUCAGUAAAGAUACUUGCUGACCUGUCUGUUCCUGGAUUGUAAAUGUUUUUGUUUUCCUUUUAGAAUCAGGUCAGUUUAGAAUAGUCCUAUUGACAACUUAUUGCAAAAGGGUUUUAACAGAGUGUGACUCUGUAACAUGUGUAUGCACUUAUUGUUAUAUUUGUACAUAAUAUAUUUUGUUCAAACUGAAUUUUCAAACUAUUUUUUUCAGUGUUGUUCAGGGACAUUUGGCUUGUGUGGUUUUAAUAUUCUGCAAUUUUCAGCACAAUUUUAAAAAAAAUUUAAUGAUUGUUUAUUGAUACUCUGCUGGUCACAGUAAAGAACCAUUCAGACAACUCUGUAUUAUAUUAGGAUUAAAAAAAGCUGCACUUUA